This is a messenger RNA of Lathyrus sativus (Indian pea), 348 nucleotides long. The record is from the annotation of a GenBank genome assembly. NCBI's taxonomy places the organism in Eukaryota, Viridiplantae, Streptophyta, Magnoliopsida, Fabales, Fabaceae.
AUGAGCGAGAUUACUGUAACCAAUGAUAAAGGAAGGUUGUCAGCAUUUGAAAUUAGUAAAAUGAUUGAAGAAGCUGAGAGAUAUCAUGUGGAAGAUAAGAAUUUUUUAAGAAUGGCCAAAGUAAUGAAUAAAUUGGACUUCGCAGUUUACGGAAUGAAGAAUACUUUAAAAAUAAAGGAUGUUAGUCUAAAGCUCUCCCCUAAAGAAAGUGAGAAGAUCAACAAUGCAAUUACUGUGUCCACAAAGUUGCUUGCUAAGAAUAACCAACACAAGGAAAUAGAUGUUUUAGAGGGACAUCUGAAGGAGCUGGAGUGCAUGUUGGAACACCUUAUACCAAUGACGGAUUAG